Messenger RNA from Aphidius gifuensis, 3521 nucleotides. RefSeq lists its product as uncharacterized. The record is from RefSeq and is a predicted model, not a curated record. Lineage: Eukaryota; Metazoa; Arthropoda; Insecta; Hymenoptera; Braconidae. Bases 444 to 2714 code for a protein of 756 amino acids. The transcript has 10 exons.
UGGUUGGUUGGUUGGUUGGUCUCUGUAUCCCUUCCCAGGUCUCUUUUGAACAAGAUCAAUACUCCUAGGCAGAAAAGAGAUGAAAAAUCUAGUAUAUACUACCCCCGGCUCGUUAGGAGGGUGGUAAAGCUGGUAAGGCUGGUAAGGGUGGUGAUAGUAGUGGUGGUGGUGAUGAUGAUAGUGGUGGUAGAACAGUAGGCGGUACCCCCCAAUACAUAAAAUCAAAAUUACUCUGUAUAAGCAAAGCCUGUUGCUGCUGCUUCUGCUGCUGCUGUCUGCCAAACACUUUGCAAUACAUACUUGUUGUGUAAAAGUAAUUUUUUUUUUGUUUUUGUUUUUUGUUUUUUUCUCUCUAUAAAUAUAUUAUAUAUUUAUCAGAUAAUUUAGUGAUAAUAUAAUUUGAAGGCCAGUUAUGUGUUGUUGUUGUUUGAUAUCUCAAGAUUAUGGAUAAACCGACAAGCAUUAAUUAUGAUGUAACGAGAGAUAAUUCAACUGGAAAUGAUUGCAAUUGUAAUACAACAACAUUACAAAAAAUACUUGUAAUUUCACCUUCUUGGAUUUCUGUUAAUCAAGACCUAAGAUGGUUUUAUUCACUUCAUACAUAUGGCUUUGCAUGUUUAUUUUUUGUUCUUGGUUUCUACACACUAUUUACAAUUUUAAAUUUAAGAUCGCUUAUCUCAAGUCGCCCAUUCAUGUCAACUAUCAACAUUUUCCUUUGUAUCCUGGGGGUAUCACGCUCUGGAAGCCUCUUUAUAGAUCCGUACAAUCUUCAAGAGACAAUGCCAAAAGUAAUUGGCUCGAUAAUGUGGGACAUUGGUUUUCCAUGUGUGACCUCGGCCUUCUGUCUCAUCCAGUUGGCUUUUCUCCAGUUAACACAGCUUAAAUUUGGACCAGAAAAAUUGCAAAAAGAGUCGUGCCUCAAUUUCAUAAUAACAUGUCAUUUUUUUUGUAUUAUUGCAAGUGAUGUUGCACUUGCAUUGCAUAAUCAUUUUAUAACAAAAUAUAUUGUACAAACAAUAUUUCUUGGAUGGAGUAUUAUAUUGUAUUUAAUAUUUUUACAUGCUGGUUAUUCAGUUAUGAAUUUAUUACGUACAUUACCAAAUAAUUUAUUAACACGUGAAAAUUCAAUUGGUAAUCAAAAAGGUAUAAUGCAACUUGCAAUGUUAGCACCAUAUAAUAAUUUAGCAACAUCAGUUGCAGCUGCACUAGUACCAACAUUGCUCAAUUCAAAAAUUAUAUCUGAUGAUAAUAAUGAGACAGUUAUUUCAAUAAAUGAUGAUACUGAUGACAUUCAAAAAGAUCGUAAAUGUAAACAAAUAAUAAAACCAUCACGUAAUUUAAUAAAAAAUAUAAAUGAAGAUCAAUCAACAUCAUCAACAGUUCCUGAGGUAUAUGUUAGACCACCAACACCAACACCAUCAGUUGCAAAUCUACCAACAAUAACAGUAUCAAGUCCAAGUCGUCGUAGUUCAGUAUCAAACAGUCGAAGAGGAUCAGAUGUAUCAAAAGGAUCACGUAGAACAUCUGAUUGUAGUGUUAAAUUUGUUAAUGAUAAUAAUACAAAUAAUCAUUCAUCAACAGCAACACCAACAUUAUCUGAUAAUAAUUUUUCACAAAUAAUUGAUCGACCAAGAACACCAGAUAGUAUAACAAGACGUCAUUCUGAUAUGCCAACACCAACUGGUAGUAAAACAGACAUAAGAAGAUGUUCAGAUUUUACACAUGAAAAAAAUAGAAGUUCACAAUUUGCUGUUAAAUUAAGAAGAAAUUCUGAUUUUGGUAAUAGAACACCAAAAAGAUUAAAUUGUGAUGAAAGUGGUAAAUUACCACAAGUUCUUGAUGUCAGUCCAUCAGGCUCAAGAAGAAAUUCAGAUCUUGGUGGUUUAUCAGCAGUUAAAACACCAACAGAAUCAAGAAGAAAUUCUGAUAUAUCAUAUCGUCGUAAUUCGGAAUUAUCACAAAUACGUCAAAUGAAUUCAAGUCGUCGUUGUAGUGAAAUAAGUAUUAAAACACCAGAUAAAAUAACAACAAGUUUUCAAACAUCAUUAAUUAAUAUGGAAAUACAAGAAAGAUCUGAAUCAGAUUCUGAUCAAGGUGAUUUUAAUGAAAAAGUAUCAUUAAUGAAUGAAAAUGAUAAAUAUAAUAUUGAUGAUACAAAAAAUAGAAAAAAAAGUUUAACAUGGAAAAAUGUUGAUACAUGUAAAAAUGAUGAUGAUGAUAUAACUGUUGCAUCAAGUUUACUUGGUGAUAGAACAAAUUUAGACAAUAGAGUUGUUGGAAAUGAUUUUACAUUACAUGCAAUAUUAAAUCAUAUUGCAUAUGUUAAUCGUGCUAAAUCAGAUGUACCACUUUAUAUACCAGAAACAAAUAUUGGAGCAGCAAGAAAAAAUCAAAUUAAAAAAGUAUUAAAUGUAACUUAUGCAACAGCAAUACUUGGAAUAAUAUUAUGUAUUGCUGAUAUAAUAAGAAUAUUUGGUCCAUAUGGAUUAUUGGGUGAGACAGUUAGACAAGGAAUAAAACCAAAACCUGAUGAUUAUCCACGACCAUGGCCUUGGUUAAUAUAUCAAACUUUGUGUCGAGGUUUAGAACUUAUUAUGGGAUGUGCAAUGGCAAGUAUAACAAAACAACCUUCAGUCAGUCCAAGACAUCAAUAUUUUAGUAAUUACAGAAGUUACAGCGAUAGAAUUAAACAUGGAGGUAAUCCAUAUUUAUAAAAAGGAAAUAUAUUUAUUAUAAUAAAGCAAUAUAACUAAAAUGGACUGAAAAAAAAAACAAAAAUAUAUUUCCUAUACAUAUAUAGUCUUCUUAUUUAUUGUUAUAUAAUCAAGAUAAAAUGUUUUCAAAUUCAAAUAAUUGUCUCAAUUUGCAUUUGGCAUUUUUUUUUUCUAUAUUUAUGUCAAUGAUUAAAUUUAAAAAAAAAAAAAUAUAUUAAUGCAAUAAAUUUUCAAAUUGACAUUAUAUAUAAUCUUGAAACUUGGGAACACUUUGCAUGCUGUGAAAAUUUAAAAAAAGAAAAUGGAAAAGAUUGAAUAGAUUUUUAAAAAAAUUAAAUAAAAAACUAAAACUACUUUUGAAUAAAUCUAUAUAGAGAACAGAUAGAUUGCAGUCUUUAAUAAUUAUUCUAAAACGAUGAACUGUGUUCAACAUUUAAAAUAAGAAUAAUAAUUAUAAAUUAAUAAUAAUCAAUUGUAUAUUUGGAAAAAAACACAUUAUCAAAUGACUCAUCUGUUUUAGUAAAAAGAAAAAACAAAAAAAAGUUCUUUAUAUAUUUUAAUCAAGUAUUUAAAAAACCCAAUCAAUUUAAAUUUCAAAUUAUCAUGCAGGUUUUUCCUCUACUCUUAAAUAUAUAUAUACUUUUUUUUUCGUUAGUUUAUUGACUAAUUGUCAUCUAACUGUAUAUAAAUAAUUAAAUAAUACACUUGAGACUCUUAGAAUUUUAUAAUAGAUGUAAAAAAAAAAAUUGGAUACGUGUCUUAAUUGUACAUCGUUAAUUGGUUUGUAAUGUGAACCUCCUUUCAAAG